AGUAGUACUUUAUUCUUGUUCCUGAACAUUGUGGCCCGAAAGAAAGUAGUUCUCAUUUUUUAUCAUGCAAUAUUGAUACAAAGAUAAUACUGAGAGCAUUGUUUUUGCAUAAGAAGUAGUAAAAGCUUAUUGAUAAAUUUAUGAGGCAACAGUAAAGUAGGAUUAAAAUAACUGAGCAUAAAAAUAAUAUUUGACCCAAACAAUAUUAUUGCGCUAAACGUGGUUAAAAUCUUCAUCCUCGCGUUUGUGGGAUUGAUCGCACAAUGGUUGAUCUGUGAGGAAGAUUUUGUGAUUUGGUGGAAACCACGAUAGAGUAGUUCAACUUUCGUUUUUGUCCUGAGUUAGAAACUAACUUUUUACUUUUAGGGAAAGAGUGUGAAAGUAUAAGUUUUACAUGGUUGGUUUUUUCAUCUGAGGAGCUUAAGUAAAGGAUUCUUAAUAACCAGAAUUUCAACAUAAAAAGGUGACGGCUGUCUUCAACUUGGUUUCUCAGUACAGUAUAUUAGAAAACCUAAAAGUUUGUGUUUAAGCUACGGAAAGUUUACUUAGAAGCAAAUAUGGCAAACCGAUUGUAAAAAAAAAAAAAAAAAAAAGACCAUCAUCAACGUGCUUCUGUGAAUGAAAAUUACGAGUCGGAUUUUAAGGAUUAGUUUCAAAAAUUAAUUUUUUCCACAUGAAUAUAAAUUCUCGCCUCCCACGUCUUAACCUUUACGAUGCACGUCGAAAACAAAUGCGAAGUUUUGAAAAAAACCCAGAAGGCGGGAGUGGAGGAAGUCUUAGCCCUAACCUCCAACCUCCUACUCCACCAAUAUGCCCAGACGCCACUGAACCUUUUACGACUAGUCGAAUUGGCUCAUAUUUAUUAUUGGGGCAACAAGAAGGUUCUAUGUUGUAUCGCUGCAUCCACGUACUAACUCAGGAAGAAUUUGUCUGUAAGAUUGUGGCCAAGGACUCGUAUGAAAGAACUCUUGCUGGUUACCUCCGGUUAGAUGGACAGCCGCAGGUUAACAGAGUUGAAGAAGUGUUAGUUGGUACAAGUCGAGCGUACAUUUUUUUUCCACGCUCGUACGAAGACUUGCAUUCUUACGUACGUUCCAAACGUCGUCUCAAAGAACAAGUGGCAGUCCCCCUUUUUCGGCAAGUAGUUCAAGCGGUCCAGGCCUGUCACGAUGCUGGAGUAGUUCUUCGAGAUCUGAAACUUCGAAAAUUCGUCUUUAAAGACCCCGAGAGAACUCAACUUAAGUUGGAGACACUAGAUGAUGCCGUGGUGUUGGAUGAUGAGUCCAGUGAUCAGCUCAGUGAUAGGCACGGUUGUCCAGCCUACGUCAGUCCAGAGAUUCUUACACCGACAGAAACCUACUCUGGUAAAGCUGCAGACUGCUGGAGCUUAGGUGUAAUACUGUACACCCUUCUGGUUGGACGGUAUCCCUUCAAUGACAGUAACCAUACAUAUCUCAUUGGGAAGAUUCGUAGAGGGAAAUUUACAAUUCCAGACUUUAUUUCCUUGCAAGGAAAAUGUCUCAUUCGCAACUUGCUAAGAAAAGAUCCUAAAGAAAGAUUUACAGUUGAAGAAGUUCUGAGUCACCCCUGGCUUCAGUUAUCGUUUCAUGAAGGAAGAGUUUCUUCUGAUAACCAUAAGGAUGAAGCAAAGGUUCCUGAAUUUGUGAUGGAUGCAACCAAGCCAGCAGAAAAUCCUUUCUUGUUUCUACCACUGUAAAUAACUAGCUAAUUUUAAGAUAGAACCAGUCUUUCUUAUUUGAGAGUGUGACAUAUUGUACAUCAGUUCUUGUCCAGCUUAAAAACGUGAAUGUGCAAAACCAUAAAAUAUUUGGGAAUCUUCCUGUACUUGUAUGAAUUCACAAGGACUUUUAUGAUGCCACCAAACUAAUGUGGACCACACUGGUUUUGACUUAGCUCAAAGCUACACAAAUGAUAAUUGUUCCCAUUAAUAAUAAUUAAGACUACAGUUUUGUCUGAUUUUUUUUUUUUCCCAUCGAGCAUUCCCUGUUAUUUAAAAAUAUCUCAACAAUGUGAAGGGAAUCCGUAGUGGAUCCCAUAUAUAUGCUUUUUUCAGUUACAACAGUAAUUACCAAAACUUCUUGGGAUAGAGAGCUGAAUUCUUCUUAAGUCAUGUUACAGUACUUUCAAAAAUCAAUAAUGGACACAAGCAGUGUGAAGUUAAAAAUAUUAAUUAAUUAAUUACUUUGAUUUUUAUAUGGAUAAAAAAAAUAAAUUACUAUUAUUUUUGUUUAAUUUCCGAAAUCAUCAUGAUGUCUUGUUUAAUUUUUUACUGUUAACCUGAAAUUUCAAAAAGACAAGUUAAGCAAGGGGACCUUGGUGACAUUUUUGAUAGUUCUUUGGUUUUGGGGGCUUUAUGCUUAUGUCUCACUAACUCAUUUAUUGAAUUUUUUUUAUUCCUGUGUAAAUCAAACUUAAUUUCCAGUUUUUGUUUAGUCUGCCACAUAAUUAGACAAUAUAACAAGUUUUAAUGGGUAUGCUGCCAGUUAUAUUAAUGUUACAAAUGAAAGUAACAUAAGGAAUAACAAUAAAUCAUUAUGUAGACCUGUAAGUAAUUAAUGGUUAUAACUGUAUUCUGCUUACAAGUCUGAGAAAAACAUACGUUAAUUUACUUUUGACUGAAUAUAAUGGAUGUAUGUAUUGCCUAUUUAAUUUGGCAAUGGGAAGAAUAUGUCAUUUCAUGUUAUAAAGUUAUCUUUGUGUAUUGAUUUAAACUGGGGUUAAUCUCCCAUUUGUAAAACGAUAAUAAGAGAUGUGGUAUUGAAUUAUUCCAUUAUGGAAAAGAAUUUUUAUGCAAAACAUUUAUCAACUACCUCUUUCAGUUGCUAAAUAUCUCAGGUGAGAACUCUUCUCUAUGACUUGUUGUUUCUCAUUUGCUAUAGCACAUUUAUUGUGGUGCUCCAUACGAUCUAUGUGUGGCUAAGUAAUCAGAAAUGUUAUUCAAUUGGUGGUUCUGUCACAGAAGUAGCCUAGAUUUGACAUGGAUGGCUGUUCUUAAGAUACAAACUAUAAACAUUUGAAACUGUUUCAAAUGGAAAUAACCACCUUAGACAUAACGUUAAUGAGAGAAUACACAAAUGUACAUCCUAUAAGUAGGAAAUAACCACCUUAGGCUUAAUGUUAAUGAGAGAAUACACAAA
Molecule: messenger RNA, 3158 nt
Organism: Limulus polyphemus (Atlantic horseshoe crab)
Lineage: Eukaryota; Metazoa; Arthropoda; Merostomata; Xiphosura; Limulidae
Product: tribbles homolog 2-like
Exons: 4
Coding region: 674-1717 (347 amino acids)
Biological process (GO): regulation of MAP kinase activity; positive regulation of proteasomal ubiquitin-dependent protein catabolic process; protein phosphorylation
Cellular component (GO): nucleus
Molecular function (GO): protein kinase activity; ATP binding; mitogen-activated protein kinase kinase binding
Source: RefSeq, a predicted model, not a curated record